This is a messenger RNA of Adineta steineri, 726 nucleotides long. Lineage: Eukaryota; Metazoa; Rotifera; Eurotatoria; Adinetida; Adinetidae. The record is from the annotation of a GenBank genome assembly.
AUGGCUGAUAAUAAUCGUUUAAAACUAUCAGCAAAAGAUGAAGCUUUAUUAAUAUUAGAAUAUCUUGAAAAUGAACAAAUGUCGAAAACAUUCCUAAGUUUUUUGGAUGAAAAUAAACAUCUAAAUGAUUUACGUUCACGUCUUUAUGAAAGUUAUGAAAAUUCCGAUCAAUAUCAAAAUGAUAAUGAAGUUAUUGAUUUUCAAACAUUUUUUAAUUACUCUAAACAAAAUGAAUGUCUUGAUCAAACAUUUUUAUCUCCACAAAUUGCAAACAAUAAUUCAAAUGAUUUAUUUUUUGAUGAUGAUUUUUUAAAUGUUAAUUUAAAUGAUUUAAUUAGUCAAACACCACCAAUGGAUUAUCAACAUGAUUUACCUGAUACACCGGCACCAUCAGUACCACCAUUGAUAACAAAUGAUAAUGAAGAUUUCAAUUCUGCACUUGAGCAAUUAUUUGCUAUGCAACAUGAACCAUUAGCAACACCGCCUCAUCAAAUUGUUCAAAUAAUACCUGAUAUUAAUCCUAAACCAUCAUUUACAAAAUGUAUUGUUGUAACACAUGAUUUUCUUCAAUCAAUGUAUACUCAACAGCAACAACAACCGACAAUAACAAGUAAUAAUAUUAAUUCAAUUCCACGAACAAAACGACGUCGACGACGAUUAAAAGUUGGAAAAGAAAAUUAUUAUCAACAGAGAAAAAUUAUGCCAAGAACAUCACCCGAUGAUUAA